UGCUAUAUGCGUAAUAUUGAGUGACUUAGGGUGCUACAUAGGGUGAUCGAGGAAAUAAACGUUCUUACAUUUUUUGGAACCUAUUAGCUUCUUAUAACUAGAGUCCAAAUACCUACUCCACGAACAUCAGGUGUUCGAUAAAUUUCCUGAACCAGUAAGAUCUUACAGAGCUUGAAGAAGGUAGAUGAUUGGAUGUCUCUGUUUUCAAUUCGCACUCUCCUCUUCCCAGCGCCCCACCCAAUCCGGCAAUCGUUUAUCCCAUUCUCUUCUGCUACCUCGCCGCCGGACCAGAACCUCGUCUCGUUGGCCGUCUCAAUCCUCAAGCACCACCGAUCAAAGUCCCGGUGGAGUCACCUCCGCUCUCUUCCCAAACCCUACACUGGCUUCACCCCUUCUCAGGCCUCAGAGAUCACACUUCAAGUCCGCAACAAACCCCGUCUCGCCCACACCUUCUUCCUCUUCACCAUCCGCCACUCCCUCUGUUCUCAUUCCAUUUCUUCUUACGCCACCAUUAUUCACGUCCUCUCUCGCUCCCGCCUCAAGCCCCAAGCUUCUGCCCUAAUAAAAUCUGCAAUUUGCAAGUUCCCCGGCCAACAUUCCUCGGACCCUCCUCCCAUUUUUGAAGCUCUGGUGAGAAGUUACAGACAGUGUGAUUCUGCUCCGUUUGUGUUCGAUCUUCUGAUUGACGCUUGCUUGGAUUCGAAAAGAACGGAUCAGUCUAUUGAGCUCCUGAGGAUCUUGAAGUCCAAGAAUCUUUACCCAGAUGUCUCCACCUGCAAUUCUCUUAUCAAGCUUGUUUCCAAAACCCGCGGGUGCUUUGCUGGGUAUGAUAUGUACAGGGAGAUCUUUAUUUGCAGGGACGAAAAUGUCAAGGGCGUUAAACGUGUCGCUCCCAAUGCACAUACAUACAAUGUGUUGAUGGUUGGGUUCCACAGGGAGGGUCUGGUGGAUAAGGUGGAGGAAGUUUGGAGGGAAAUGGUAGCAAUGAAUUGUGAUCCGAAUGCGUACAGUUACAGCGUGCUGAUGUCAGCAUUGAUCGAUGACGGGAGGGUGGAGGGUGCGAUGAGAAUAUGGGAGGAGACCGGCGAAAGGGGCGUGGAGCGGGACCCAGUGUCUUACAACACUGUCAUCGGAGGGUUGUGUGGGGCCGGCGAGAUUGAGAGGGCCAAAGAAAUUUUUAGAGAGAUGGUGAUGAGCGGUGUGGAAAUCACGUGCACCACUCUUGAACACCUGAUCAUUGGUCAUUGUAAGAUGGAGAAUCUCGAAUCAGCCCUCCUCUUGUACCAGGAUCUGUGUAGGAACAGAGCCAAGCCCGAGGGCGAAACAGUGAAUGCACUGGUUGGGGUGUUCUGCAGUAAAGGUAGAGUCUUUGAGGCGCUUGAGUUUGUUAGAAGCUUGGUAAAGAAGCACGGGGUUGUUCCGAUGGAGAAGACAUACGAAACGCUUAUAAAUGCUUUGUGUCGCGAAGGGGAGAUGGAAGAAGCUCUCAGAGUUCAGGUGGAGAUGGUGGGGAAAGGGUAUGAAGCCAAUAAGGAGAUAUAUAACACUUUCAUUGAUGGAUUCUUGAGACAAGGGAAAGAAGAAAUGGCUGAGAGGCUGAAGAAGGAAAUGCUGCAACUAAAAUCGCCCAACGAAUGAGACAUGUUCAAAGAUGUGUUUUCAAUUUUGGGAUGUUUGAAUGUCCUUUUUACAUACUGCUGUGCACAGAGAUGGAACUUUUAUCCCCCCCCCAAUUAAUGUGACCAAAGUUUUUUAAAUGCAUUUAUUUAAAAGUUGAGGAUGUCUAUGGAUAAACACUCAUAAACAACAAACACAGCAUAACACUCUUUUGUUUCUGUUCUCCAAUGCGAAAGAAAGAUUGCUUUUCUCU
Messenger RNA from Cuscuta campestris, 1870 nucleotides. The record is from the annotation of a GenBank genome assembly. NCBI's taxonomy places the organism in Eukaryota, Viridiplantae, Streptophyta, Magnoliopsida, Solanales, Convolvulaceae.